AUGGAGGGCUUGGUUAGCACUGGUCGGCGGUUUCGAACCAUCGACCGUACGCCCACAGAGGACCUCUCACCAAAGGCGCUACACCUGCCUAACAAAAAUGUAACGUUCGUUGGAACGCGAUACUGUAGCUGCGCAAAGAAACUGUUCAAACAAGAAAUAAGAGUUGAGGUCCGCGUGUACCGCUGGGCGUGUGCAUCGUCGCGUAUCCCGUUAUCGCCACGAGUGCAUCAUCCUCAUCGACUGUUCGCCAUUAGAGAGGUGGUGGCGAGGCACGAGAGAGGAUCGUUAAUAACCGUUCACUUCCCUGGUCUUCUGUGGCGACCAUCAAUGGCUGCUGAGGAACGAUUCCGAGAUAGCACCCAAGAAGUGGAACACCUCAAAGGAGCGACGCUGGAUGGAAGUGUUCUUAAGGCUUCCACUUUCUCAUUUAGUGUUCGAGAUGCAUGCGUAGCUGCUGGACAAGUGGACGCUAAAGUAUUUCGAGAUAGUGAGCAACCAGCCACGAUAAUGUCACAUCUGGAACAGUUCCGGCGGAAUCAGAAUAUGUGCGACGUGAUCCUGGAGGUUGAAGGACAUUCAUUGGCGGCUCAUCGUUUUGUUCUUGCGGCUGCAAUUCCAUAUUUUCGUGCUAUGUUCGGUUACGAUGUUGUGGAAGCUAAAAUGGAUAGGAUUAUUUUGAAUGAUAUAUCAUUCGAAGCUUUGGAAGCGUUGGUAAAUUUUGUCUACACAAGUGAAAUAUCUAUCAACAGUGAUAACGUACAAAAUUUGCUCUUUGCGGCAUCUAUACUCCAAAUGGAUUCGGUUUGUUACGCAUGUCAACGGUUUAUGACGCAAUUAUUGACAACGAAAAAUUGCCUGCUAAUCAGGCAAUUUGCUGAACAACACAAUUGUGUGGAUUUGUUGAAUAGUUCGGAUGAUUUUGCUGUGGAUCAUUUUAUAGAAUUACGUGAAUUGGAAGAGUUCAAACAAAUAGCUUUCCCUCAUCUACGAGAUUUGAUCAGAAGAAGCGACCUAAAAAUUACUAGCGAGGAACAGGUCUUUGAAACGGUAAUCGAAUGGAUGGAAGCGAAUCCAAGCGAACGAAAGCAACACCUUUCAGAGCUUUUGUCACUUGUACGCCUACCGCAGCUCAAUAUGCAGUAUCUCGUUGAAAAUGUUCGACAAAAUAGCAUGAUCAAAGAAUCUAGAGAAUGCACUGAUCUUGUAUCGGAAGCGUUGUUUAUUAUGUUAUCACCGCUUAAAGGUACACCUUUGCCUGUUGGUGCUGCAAUUAACGACGAAGGUGGCGGACAAUACGCUGCUGGAUCGUCAUUGUCAAUACCCCGUCCUUUAUCUCCAUCAUCGCAAGCGCUCCGAAGUCGACCCCGGAAAAGUGUUGCUGGAGUGAUUUUCUGUGCUGGCGGUCGAGGUACUGGCGGUGAUCCAUUCCGAUCAGUGGAAGCGUUUGAUUGUCGGUUGAAUCGUUGGAUUUCAAUAUGUGAAAUGACUCAACAACGUCGACAUGUGGGUGUGGUCAGUGCCCUAGGGAAACUAUUUGCUAUUGGUGGUCACGAUGGAAUGCAACAUUUGGCAUCAGCUGAAAUGUUCGACCCACGAGAAGGCGUUGGAUGGCGCCGUGUUGCGCCAAUGCGCACAUGUCGUCGUGGAAUAGCUGCCGCUGCACUUGAUGGCGCUAUUUACGCUGUUGGAGGGCUGGACGACACGACUUGCUUUAGUACGGUCGAACGGUAUGAUAUCGAGUCGAAUACAUGGACAGAUGUUGCACCCAUGAAUGUACGUCGUGGUGGUGUCGGCGUGAGCGCACUGGGGAAAUUCCUAUUUGCUGUUGGUGGUAACGACGGUUCAUCAUCUCUUGAUUCAUGUGAACGUUACGAUCCUGUACUAGAUAAAUGGAAACUUGUGGCAAAGAUGACGAAUCGUAGGGCUGGAGCUGGUGUUUGUGUUCUGGAUGGUGCUCUCUACGCUCUCGGCGGUUUCGAUGACAACUCACCGUUGUGCACAUGUGAACGAUAUGAUCCACACACGGAUCAAUGGGUCCAGUUGGCAAAUAUGACAUUUUCAAGAGGAGGAGUUGGUGUCGCAUCAAUGGGCGGCCUUGUAUACGCCAUUGGCGGUCACGAUGGUCAACGUUAUUUGAACACAGUUGAAGCGUAUGAUCCUGUGACCAAUUCAUGGACACCUGUUACGGAUAUUAAAGAUUGUCGUGCAGGUGCCGGUGUAGCAUGGGCUGACUGUAGUGUUGACGAUCUUUUGCGUCCGUUUCAACCGGACAGCGGAUACGCACCAUCUGGCGGGAAUCAAUGUAUAUAG
Necator americanus (New World hookworm) is the source of this 2310-nucleotide messenger RNA. RefSeq lists its product as uncharacterized. Bases 1 to 2310 code for a protein of 769 amino acids. The transcript has 20 exons. Lineage: Eukaryota; Metazoa; Nematoda; Chromadorea; Rhabditida; Ancylostomatidae. Gene Ontology annotation, molecular function: protein binding. The record is from RefSeq and is a predicted model, not a curated record.